This is a messenger RNA of Cucumis sativus (cucumber), 1331 nucleotides long. It is a transcript of the gene CHRC, whose product is annotated as chromoplast-specific carotenoid-associated protein, chromoplastic-like. The transcript has 3 exons. The record is from RefSeq and is a predicted model, not a curated record. Bases 103 to 1071 code for a protein of 322 amino acids. Lineage: Eukaryota; Viridiplantae; Streptophyta; Magnoliopsida; Cucurbitales; Cucurbitaceae.
AAGAUUUUUAAAACGUAGCUGCUGUUUAAGUAAAUCCCAGUCCUUCAGUUUGUGCUUUUGUGUGUUUUGUUUCUCUGAUUUACGGAAUUUGGAAAUAAUUCUAUGGCGUUUGUUUCUCAAUUCAAUCAACUUCCGUGCAAGACUCUCGCACUCAAUCCACCACAACCUCAAUUGACUUCUAAGCCUUCGGUUUUCCCCAUCGCUUCGAUUGGGGCUACCGCCAGAGCCGCGGCGGGGAAGUCACUGAUCUCAGUUAGGCCUGCGUUCAAGGUCCGUGCGGUGUUAAACGAUGACGAGUGGGGGGAGGAUAAGGAUGAGAAGUAUGGAGAUGAUUCGUCUGUGGCGGUAGCUGAAAAGGAGGAGGAAAAGCCUCUGGAGCCAUCCGAGAUUUAUAAACUGAAGAAGGCGUUGGUGGACUCGUUUUACGGGACCGAUCGUGGAUUACGAGUGUCCAGAGAUACUAGGGCGGAGAUUGUCGAGCUGAUUACGCAACUGGAAUCGAAGAACCCAACCCCUGCUCCUACUGAGGCCCUGACUCUGCUCAACGGCAAGUGGAUUCUAGCGUACACAACUUUCGCGGGUCUGUUCCCGUUGUUGUCUAGGAAUUUGCCAUUGGUCAAAGUGGAGGAAAUUUCACAGACAAUUGAUUCAGAGAACCUCACCGUCCAAAACUCUGUCCAGUUUUCCGGUCCUCUAGCCACCACUUCCAUUACUACCAAUGCAAAGUUUGAAGUUCGAAGUCCCCUGCGUGUACAUAUCAAAUUCGAAGAAGGUGUCAUUGGAACUCCCCAGCUGACGGAUUCGAUAGUGAUACCAGAUAAUGUGGACUUUCUUGGGCAGAAGAUUGACUUUACACCAUUCAAUGGUAUCAUAUCUUCCCUUCAAGACACUGCUUCAAAUGUAGCCAAGACGAUUUCGAGUCAACCACCAAUCAAGUUCUCAAUCUCAAACACGAGGGUAGAGUCUUGGUUGCUAACUACUUAUCUUGAUGAAGAUCUUCGAAUUUCACGAGGAGAUGGUGGUAGCGUGUUCGUACUCCUCAAGGAAGGCAGUUCUUUCUUGUCUCUCUAAACACCCUUACUCUUCUCACUAUAAAGGGUUCAUAGGAAACUGAAUUAUUAUUCAAGGAUGUUUUUAAACGUGUUGUAGUUUCUUAUCAAAUAGUGAAUGAUAUUGCCUUCUGUUCAAAGGGCCAGCUUCAAUUAGCUUCGUCUUCUUUUAAAUCAUUAGUUACUUGAAUUUCUGUUGAGAAAAUAAACAUUGUUUAUCUUUUACCCAUACCAAAAGCCAAAAGUUAAACCAAAACGUGUGAAAAGCUUGGUUGGAUUGAA